AGUUUACUUCCUCUCCCUCUCUAAACGCCGCGGAUUCCAUUAUCAGACGUCUAGAGCAUUGACACAGCACGAUCUUGCAUUCGCUUUUAUUAAUGGCAGUUACAGAAAGAUUUCAUCUCAAAAACCCUAGCUGUUGAAACCUCCUUUCUUCUCUCUCCCUCUACCUCUCUCUUAGCUCCGGUUUCCAAGAUUUCCUGCGAGGAUCAACGAUAGUCCUGAUUCCUUAUUUUCCGCGCCUGACAAACGUGCUCAUAAACCGAAUUUUCUUGCAGAUUGUGAAUUCAGUUUUGGAAACUGGAAAGCAAGGAAACCAAAUGGCACAUGGAGGAGUGGGUUUUUGAACCCAGCAUCUGAUUCUUCCUUUAUUUGAGUGGCAUUGAGAUUUAUGCUUCAGAGCUAAAAAUAACGCCGGCCAAAAUUCAGCGACCAGGUUCAGGGGGUGACUUGCCCCAGGGCGGUGAGUACGGCCCAUUCCCUGUCCCUCGGAGAGUGAAUUCCUCCCAUGCUGUUGUGAUGGAUGAUAUGGAGAAUGGAACUAUGGGGUCCUAUCAGGACAGACCAAGAACUUUCCCUAUGAUGAGGAGUAAACCCUAUACUCCAUUGAUAUUUCGAAUUCUUAUGGGAUUAAAUGUUCGUGCCUUAUUUGGUCUCUUGCUGUUGAGCUUGGGAGCUGUCUUUUACAUUGGUGCAAGGACUUCUCCAAUUAUCGUGUUUGUCUUCUCCAUCUGCAUCAUCAGCUUCCUUUUUGCUAUUUAUCUCACCAAGUGGGUGCUUGCGAAGGAUGAGGGACCUCCCGAGAUGGCUCAGAUAUCAGAUGCAAUACGGGAUGGGGCAGAAGGUUUCUUUCGGACCCAGUAUGGUACUAUUUCGAAGAUGGCAGUAUUGUUGGCGCUAAUAAUCCUUUGCAUCUACUUAUUUCGCAGUACAACUCCUCAACAAAAAGCAGCUGGCAUUGGGAGAUCAACAUCUGCAUGUAUUACGGUGGUUGCUUUUCUUCUGGGGGCUCUUUGCUCGGGCAUUGCGGGGUAUGUUGGGAUGUGGGUGUCAGUACGUGCAAAUGUUAGAGUUUCCAGUGCUGCUAGACGGUCUGCACGGGAGGCAUUGCAGAUUGCUGUGCGUGCUGGUGGUUUCUCAGCCAUUAUAGUUGUGGGUAUGGCUGUAAUAGGAGUGGCAAUCCUUUAUGCAACAUUCUUUGUUUGGUUGGGUGUAGAUUCACCAGGUUCAAUGAAGGUUACUGAUUUGCCUCUUCUCCUGGUUGGUUAUGGUUUUGGAGCCUCGUUUGUUGCCCUUUUCGCGCAGUUGGGUGGUGGAAUAUACACUAAAGCAGCUGAUGUUGGUGCUGAUCUUGUUGGAAAAGUAGAGCAGGGAAUCCCUGAAGAUGAUCCUCGAAAUCCCGCUGUUAUUGCAGAUUUGGUUGGAGACAACGUGGGUGACUGUGCUGCUCGAGGUGCUGAUCUUUUUGAAAGUAUUGCGGCAGAGAUAAUCAGUGCUAUGAUACUUGGGGGGACAAUGGCUCAACGUUGCAAAAUCGAAGAUCCGUCUGGGUUUAUCUUGUUUCCUCUUGUCAUUCAUUCUUUUGACUUGGUGGUAUCAUCAAUUGGAAUACUUUCAAUCAGGGGUACACGUGAAUCUGGAGCAAAGGUUCCGAUAGAGGAUCCAAUGACAAUAAUCCAAAAAGGCUAUUCCAUUACAAUAUUUUUAGCUGUUCUGGCAUUUGGCGCGUCUACUCGUUGGCUGCUUUACACUGAUCAAGCACCUUCUGCAUGGCUGAACUUUGCCUUAUGUGGCUUGGUGGGAAUCACAACAGCCUACGUUUUUGUUUGGAUUUCUAAGUAUUACACUGAUUACAAGCAUGAGCCUGUACGCACGCUAGCUCUUGCAAGCACAACAGGCCAUGGAACUAACAUAAUUGCAGGCAUAAGUUUGGGUUUAGAAUCAACUGCCCUUCCAGUCCUUGUUAUUAGUGUAGCUAUUGUUUCAUCUUUCUGGCUAGGUCAAACUUCAGGCCUGGUAGAUGUAACUGGAAGUCCAACUGGUGGUCUAUUUGGGACUGCUGUAGCAACAAUGGGGAUGCUCAGUUCUGCAGCUUAUGUGCUCACCAUGGAUAUGUUUGGUCCGAUUGCUGAUAAUGCCGGUGGGAUCGUUGAGAUGAGCCAGCAGCCUGAAAGUGUCCGGGAGAUUACAGAUGUUCUAGAUGCUGUUGGGAACACCACAAAAGCUACCACUAAAGGAUUUGCUAUUGGUUCUGCAGCACUUGCUUCUUUCCUCCUUUUUAGUGCUUAUAUGGAUGAAGUAGCUUCUUUUGCGCAAACCCCCUUUAAGGAGGUUGACAUUGCAAUUCCAGAGGUUUUUGUUGGUGGCUUGUUGGGCUCUAUGCUUAUUUUCUUAUUUAGUGCAUGGGCAUGUUCUGCUGUUGGUCGAACUGCCCAAGAGGUUGUUAAUGAAGUGCGGAGACAGUUUAUUGAGAGACCGGGUAUCAUGGACUAUAAAGAGAAACCAGAUUACAGCCGCUGCGUCUCUAUUGUGGCAUCUGCGUCUUUGCGGGAGAUGAUAAAACCUGGCGCUUUGGCUAUUAUAUCGCCCAUUGCGAUCGGGUUUGUGUUUCGGAUAUUGGGCCACCUCACUGGCCAUCCUCUAUUAGGGGCCAAAGUUGUGGCUUCCAUGCUCAUGUUUGCGACUGUAUCCGGUAUUCUUAUGGCUCUCUUUCUAAACACUGCUGGAGGGGCCUGGGAUAAUGCGAAAAAAUUUAUAGAAACUGGCGCUCUUGGUGGCAAAGGGAGCGAAUGUCACAAAGCUGCUGUCACGGGGGAUACUGUCGGCGACCCGUUCAAGGACACUGCUGGGCCCUCUCUUCAUGUCCUUAUCAAGAUGCUUGCGACGAUAACGCUUGUCAUGGCACCUGUUUUUCUGUGAGUAAUUUUACAUCCUCUUAUUUGACAAACAAAAGGCACCCUUCUCUCUUCGUGGGGGCUAUCGAUGUUCUGAAUGUGCAAAGGAAUCACGAUCUUAAGAUCAAGGGUGCUGAUUUUUCCUUGUUUCUUUUUUUUUUUUUUCCUCUUCUGAAGAAAUAAUGUUACACUGACUGCCCAUUUGGGUCUUUCACACUGGCAAAAUAUAUGUAGGCUCAUAUUCAUUGUUAGUGUCUUUAGUAAUAAUAGCUAGUUUAUGAAAUUUGUCU
Magnolia sinica is the source of this 3178-nucleotide messenger RNA. RefSeq names its product pyrophosphate-energized membrane proton pump 3. Gene Ontology annotation, biological process: proton transmembrane transport. Gene Ontology annotation, cellular component: membrane. NCBI's taxonomy places the organism in Eukaryota, Viridiplantae, Streptophyta, Magnoliopsida, Magnoliales, Magnoliaceae. The record is from RefSeq and is a predicted model, not a curated record. Bases 514 to 2913 code for a protein of 799 amino acids. Gene Ontology annotation, molecular function: diphosphate hydrolysis-driven proton transmembrane transporter activity; inorganic diphosphate phosphatase activity. The transcript has 15 exons.